Lagopus muta (rock ptarmigan) is the source of this 2028-nucleotide messenger RNA. RefSeq names its product ribose 5-phosphate isomerase A (gene RPIA). The transcript is spliced from 9 exons. Bases 88 to 924 code for a protein of 278 amino acids. Gene Ontology annotation, molecular function: ribose-5-phosphate isomerase activity. Lineage: Eukaryota; Metazoa; Chordata; Aves; Galliformes; Phasianidae. Gene Ontology annotation, cellular component: intracellular membrane-bounded organelle. Gene Ontology annotation, biological process: D-ribose metabolic process; pentose-phosphate shunt, non-oxidative branch. The record is from RefSeq and is a predicted model, not a curated record.
GGAGGAGAAGGAGGAGUGGAAGUGAGCCGGCUCGGCCCAGGCCUGCAGCCCGCACGGGAGAGCCCCCCGGGGGCGGGCCGCGGCGGCAUGCGGCUCCCCGUCCGGCUCGGCCCGCUCCGCAGCACGCCCCUGGCUGCCCGGCCGCCGGGGAGGGGCAGGGCCAGGGCCAGGGCCGGCGGGCGGAGAGCCUUCAGCCGCGGGCGGCCCGGCGGCACCAUGGCUGAGGAGGCCAAGAGGCUGGCAGCCUGCGCGGCGGUGGACAAGCACGUCCAGAACAACCAAGUUCUUGGCAUCGGGAGUGGUUCUACAAUUGUCCACGCAGUGCAUCGAUUAGCUGAGCGGGUUAAACAAGAGAACCUGACAAUUGUCUGCAUCCCUACGUCUUUCCAGGCCCGUCAGCUGAUCCUGCAGAAUGGCUUAACACUAAGUGACCUGGACCGACAUCCAGAGCUUGAUGUUGCCAUUGAUGGAGCGGAUGAGGUGGACUCUGAUCUUAACCUGAUCAAAGGAGGCGGUGGUUGCUUGACACAGGAGAAGAUAGUUGCAGGAUAUGCAAAAUGCUUCAUUGUUAUUGCUGAUUACAGGAAAAAAUCAGAGAGCCUUGGGGAGCAGUGGAAGAAGGGAAUCCCUAUUGAAGUCAUCCCCAUGGCUUACGUCCCUGUCACCAGAGCCCUGACCAAAAACUUUGGAGGUGCUGCAGAGCUGCGGAUGGCUGUUAGCAAAGCAGGUCCCGUGGUGACAGACAAUGGGAACUUCAUCCUGGACUGGAAGUUUGACAAGGUUCACGAGUGGAGCAAAGUGAACACUGCCAUAAAAAUGAUACCAGGCGUGGUGGAGACGGGGCUGUUCAUCGACAUGGCGGAGGUGGUGUACUUCGGCAUGGAGGACGGCUCGGUCAGCGUGCGGGAGAAGCAGCCUCGCUGAUGGCGGCGGUUCGGCCCGCUCCGCUUUGCCUUCGGCCAGUUUGAUUCAGCUGUUGUAACGGUGCCAACCUGACGUUAUGCCUUAAGAGCAGCGGUUAUCGCAGGAGGUGGACGGGGAGUCGGUCAGAAUCCGCUGAUAUGAUACUGAAUGUCUUUUUAGAAAAACAAAACAACAAAAAAAAAGAGAUGCUCUAUUUCCAGAUAUAUAUAUAUUUUUACUUUACAAGAAUGUUGUCCUUUUUUUAAAGAAUCAGUUAAACGAAUUGCUUUAACGUUUUUAUUUUAUUUUCUAAGAAAUAUUUACCAAAAAAAAAAAGAAUACUUUUUGAAUUCUGUUGUUGUUUUCUGUUUUUCCUUUUUUUGAACUGAACUUGAACCUUCCUGGUCGCUCUUAGUGCUCGGUGAUUGGUGUUACUGUCCUAAUAAAUCAUCCUUAACCACUCUGGCUGGGAGGAUGAUGUGCAUAAUGGGAGCACAUCCAGUUGGGACCGACUGAUGCCUUAUUUGGAACCUUUUUGGUUCGGUAUUUUAUGCCUUUUAUUUUUCUAUACCACUGUUUUUUAAUAGUUGAGGAUGUCUAGUUAAUCCUCUGUGCAUAUGACAAAUCUCUGAGCCUAAGGACAUUGCAUCCCUGUGUCUGGGACAUUAAAAGGGGCCUUUUUGGGGCCUCUGUGUGGAAGAGAUGUUCAUCCUUUGAGCCAAAUUCUGUUCUACAACUGCAUUGAUCUAGUACCUCUGAUUAAAGUCUGUUCCAGUAGCUGGAGAUAUUCGGGAUUUCAUCCUUGUAUAAUGAGAGCAGAACUGGGCACUUGAUGAAGUUUACAAAAGCACAUUUGAGCAUUUUAGGGCAGUGUUCAGUGGCAAAUUAUUUGGUUUAGAAUGAAGGUUAAUUAUCACCUCUCACAGCUGGUUGAUUUGUAGAAGGAUAGAGUGGAAUGCAAGGGAAAACCGAGUCUUCCUGCCUAAGUUUACCAUAUGUAGCAGGAGAGAGACACUUGUUCAGUAUCUUGUUCUCUGUGUAUAGGUGCUUUGCAUGAUUCUGGUGUCAAAAUGCAAGCCCUCUUUUUGUGUAAUAGACACUGAAAUAAAGAGCUGUUAUAACAGA